Molecule: messenger RNA, 618 nt
Organism: Ruditapes philippinarum (Manila clam)
Lineage: Eukaryota; Metazoa; Mollusca; Bivalvia; Venerida; Veneridae
Exons: 3
Coding region: 160-618 (152 amino acids)
Source: RefSeq, a predicted model, not a curated record
UAAACGGGGAGGAAACAAAAACACAAUCAAACUGAGAAUAGGGCAACGUCUGUCACAGAAACAAACGACAAUGCUGUGGCUACGGAAACUAUCACCCACCAUAACACGAGGAACAAGGAGUCACGACGCCCAUCUACGCAUCAACCUUCAACAAGUUCUAUGGAUGUCGACCAAAUUGAAGAAAUUGUUGACACAUUGUCAACCAAGCUGGAGGCUAUGGUUGAUAAAAAAAUUCAAGACAUUUUGGGGAAAGAUAAGACGGACACAAAUGCUUCUCAAAAUUUGCCGGUUCUGGAAUUGCCACAGCCCGAGAUGCCUAAUUCAACUUCUAACUCUGACCAUCAACACGGUCAUAUAGAUAGACAAGUUCAAGCAGCUGGCCACAUUCAGCAAGCCAAAUCCAACAAAAAUAAGCCCACAGCUUCAACCACAGACAUUUUGCAAGGGGUUGAAAAUUUGUUGAAUGCUUCUCUUGCUCCAUCCACCUUAGAAACGUACAAAAGAAGUUGGACUCUUUUUCAAACAUUUACCAAUUCAUACUUUGAAGCUCCUUUAUCACUUCCCAUAUCUGUCUCAGUUAUAGCCUUAUUUAUGCAGGUCAAUCAUUUGUGUCAGUAA